GACGCGAGGUGCGUUAUCGCUUGCCUAACUUUUUUAAUCGCGCCGCAUAUCUUUCUUCCUGCCGCCAGCCGUGAAACUCUUACGUCUAAUACCGUGCAUUAAUAUUAUUAUAGUUUUGCAUAUUGUUGAGGUUUGGAUCGUGAAUCUGUACCAGCAAUAUGUUACCUUCACUGCCGCCGACCACCCGGUCUCCAUGGGCAUCGCUGCCAGAAGAUAUGAUUCGUCUUGUGGCGGGCCGCCUGCUGGCCGGCGACCUGACGGACUACGUUCGCCUCCGUGCCGUGUGCACCAACUGGCGGUCUUCCACCGUGUCUCCGCGGGGCCGAGGCGUGAUCGACCCACGCUUUCACCCGCGCCGCUGGAUGAUGUUCGCUGAGGGCCAUGGACUUCACCCCGGCCAUGAAAAUCUCGAUGGACACAUCCGAUUCUUCAACCUCGACUCGGGGAUCUUUGUCCGCGUCCGGCUCCCGCUGUUGACGGAUCACUGUGUUCUUGACUCCGUCGAGGGCCUCCUGGUCCUCCAGCGAGACGAGGACACCGCCAUCCGCCUCCUCCACCCUUUCACUGGCGACAUCGUCGAGCUCCCACCGCUCACGUCUCUUGCCAUGCAACUCAAGACCGAUUAUACGGAGGCAACCAAGCUGAAACUAAUGAGACACAUCUCUGCUUCCAUCUCGGUCGCUGACGACGGAGUCGUGAGAGUCAUGGUUAUCUUGAUCCGUAUGAUGCGGGCAGCUGUUGCUACCUCCCAAGAUACGGAGUGGAGUAUGCUGUCAUGGAGAGUUCCAAGUCAUUACCAACCAUUGUCGACAGGAGGCAAGCAAUAUCUCGUGCAUGACACUUUCUUUGAAGAUAUUGAUCCUGAUGUAGCACAGGUUUUUCAGAUGGAGGCGCACCUGCAGGAUACACCAAAGCUGAUUGCCACGAUCCCAAGGGAGAUACUCGCCUAUCCUGUCUAUCUGGUAGAAUGUGACUCGGAGGUCCUAGUGGUCGGGCACAACGACAUGUCCUUCACCCACCUGGCGGUUCACAGGCUGUCGGAUCUUGUUUCAGAACGGUAUGUCCCGGUAAAAGGAAUCGGAGACAAAGUCAUAUUCGUGGGAGGACGGACAUUGUGUGUCUCUUCCAAGAUACUGCCUCCCACUACAGGCAACGCCGUGAUCUAUCAGCAUCCACGGGAGUUAACAUUUUCUCAAUACUGUCUUGGUAGUAGCACCUGGUCGCUAGCAACCGAUGAAUGCAGCAUGAGCAAUUUGACACAAGGACCAUGUAGCCUUAUCACCCAUGUCUUUACAUGUUGCUCACGUGGUCACUGGAACAAGGGACUAAUGUAUUGGCGGGAUAAUGAACCACUCACGUGGAAGGUGAAGCAAAAGUUUCGAGACGGGGCCUAAUUGUUCUUGCAUCCAAAACACUGGAGAUUGCUAUCCUCUGCAUCCGCCAUGAAGAAAAUUGCAGAAAUAUUGGAAUGUGCUAUCGCUUUUUUAGAUGAACCCCUUCGAUUCCAGCUUGGCAGGCUAAGUGUUAGAUAUUACAAAUAUAACAGAUCUAGAAAUCUCGCCCAUCAGGGAGAAACAAAUUGAGUUACCUUUAGAGCAUCUCUAAGAGAAGAGCCAAUUGUAUCUGCAUAUGAUGGUUUCAUACACAUGUUGAUAUAUCACGAUGUGUUAAAAUAAAUAGGUGGGAUUUUGAAAAAUAAAUCUAGCGAAGAUACUAAUU
Messenger RNA from Triticum aestivum (bread wheat), 1719 nucleotides. RefSeq lists its product as uncharacterized. NCBI's taxonomy places the organism in Eukaryota, Viridiplantae, Streptophyta, Magnoliopsida, Poales, Poaceae. Bases 159 to 1394 code for a protein of 411 amino acids. The record is from RefSeq and is a predicted model, not a curated record. Gene Ontology annotation, molecular function: protein binding. The transcript has 4 exons.